UCGUUUGAAUCUCGUGUCCCUUGACCCGGAAGCGCUUCGCGAUCGCGCGGCCCCAGCAGCCGGCAGCCGCUUUGCAGGCCUCAUUCAAUGUGACGAAAAAAAAAUUGAAAUUUGUGUCCUUUGCAUUAAUUAGCAAGGCGACUGAUCACCGACGACUGGCUGUCCGAGUGAGUGCUGUGGGACUUGGGCGCCCUGUCCGAUAACAAGCAGCAAGCACGCGGUUGUGGAACGAUGACCAACUCGAGUGAAUUCAAGCUGAGUCAAAGCCCCGAGGAUGGCAUCACGGCCGUCAAGUUUGGACCCAACUCGUCGCAGUUCCUGCUCGUGUCGUCGUGGGACUGCACGGUGCGGCUGCACGACGUCACGGGCAAUACGCAGCGCGUCAAGUACACGCACGCGGGGCCCGUGCUCGACUGUGCCUUCCAGGACAUGACACAUGCGUGGAGUGGAGGCUUGGACAACACUGUUAAAUUGUACGAUCUCAACUCUGAACAAGAAAUCAUGGUUGGCACGCACGAGGCGGCAGUGCGGUGCGUCGAGUUCUGCCCGGAGGUGAACGUAAUGGUGACGGGCAGCUGGGAUCAGACUGUGAAACUUUGGGAUCCCCGCACACCGUGCAACGCUGGCUCGUUCCCCCAGCCCGAGCGGGUGUACACGAUGGCAGUGUCAGGCGACCGCCUGAUCGUGGGCACGGCCGGGCGGCGCGUCCUCGUGUGGGACCUGCGCAAUAUGGGCUACGUGCAGCAGCGUCGCGAGUCCAGCCUCAAGUACCAGACGCGCUGCAUCCGCGCCUUCCCCAACAAGCAGGCUUACGUGCUGAGCUCCAUCGAGGGCCGAGUGGCUGUCGAGUACCUGGACCCGAACCCUGAGGUACAGAAGAAGAAGUACGCCUUCAAGUGCCACCGCCUCAAGGACAAUGGCGUUGAGCUCAUCUACCCUGUCAACGCCAUUGCCUUUCAUAAUGUGCACAACACCUUCGCCACCGGUGGCUCGGACGGCUUCGUGAACAUCUGGGACCCGUUCAACAAGAAGAGGUUGUGCCAGUUCCACCGCUACCCGACAAGCAUUGCGUCACUCGCCUUCAGCAUGGACGGCUCCAUGAUUGCCAUCGCCUCCUCCUACAUGUACGAGCAGGAGGAUAUCGCACACCCCGCCGAUGAGAUCUACAUUCGCAACGUCACCGACGCCGAGACCAAGCCCAAGUCGUCUUAGAGGGAAUAAUCCAACGUAACACCAGAAGAGCACGACUCUACAUCUCCACUAUCUCUCCUGCUUUAUGUUCUUCUUUGUGGCUUUUUCAAAUUAUUUUCUUCUAGUAUGAAGCACUGUUAGGCUUGACAAAUGGGAUGUUGCAGAUUGUUCAUUUGGUCUUUUGUAAAUGUUUUUCCAAGAGGCAAUUCACAGUCCCUGCAUCACUGUGCUUUGACCAUUUGGUAAGAUUCUGCCGCACAUUUUCUUUAUAUCUCCUUUCAAGUACUUGCAGUCCAUAUGUCGAGCUUCUUUCGCACCGUACGUAAUCAACCGUGCAUUGGUAGUAGUCCCUAUCAAUGCAUGGUGCGUCUUUGAAUAUAAGUGUUUGAAGCAAGGGACGUCUGCUCAUAAAAACAGCUAUCACAGAACAUCUGUUGCUCAGCUGCACCAUCGCUGUUAUCCAGUAAAGUGUACUGGAUAACAUCUGAGCACAGAUUUUAUUUAUAACCAAUGCAGACCUUUUUUUAACAAAAGGAGCUGAUAAAAUGAAGGCAGCGUUCCGAUAAAGUUUCUUAGAUGUGCACAUAAUGCGUAUGAUGUGCAAUGGUGUUUUUUUGUCAAUACGUAAGGUUUUAUUUUAAGAAUCGGUCAAUUGUGGCUUUUUGAAACUGGUUACACAGCAAAAUGCAGGGGCCCAGUGAAUUGUACUCCAUAGGGAACAUUUUCUUGCGUCCUUUGACCACAAAGCUGUCACUUUCAAAGUUACGUUCUUUACAAUUUCCCUCUAUCCAAUGCAACACAAUUUUCACACACUUUUGCGUAAACAUGUUUAAAAUGUACCCGUUUACAUUUAAUAAAGAAAAACAAGUAUAAA
Molecule: messenger RNA, 2065 nt
Organism: Petromyzon marinus (sea lamprey)
Lineage: Eukaryota; Metazoa; Chordata; Hyperoartia; Petromyzontiformes; Petromyzontidae
Gene: BUB3
Product: BUB3 mitotic checkpoint protein
Molecular function (GO): protein binding
Source: RefSeq, a predicted model, not a curated record